Papilio machaon (common yellow swallowtail) is the source of this 1479-nucleotide messenger RNA. RefSeq names its product secernin-2. The transcript is spliced from 6 exons. The coding region runs from base 105 to 1307 and encodes 400 amino acids. Gene Ontology annotation, biological process: proteolysis. Lineage: Eukaryota; Metazoa; Arthropoda; Insecta; Lepidoptera; Papilionidae. The record is from RefSeq and is a predicted model, not a curated record. Gene Ontology annotation, molecular function: cysteine-type exopeptidase activity; dipeptidase activity.
UUGGACAUUUAGAUAACAAAGAUAGUUGGGCCGUUGUGAAAAAUCAAUUAUAAACAAAGUUGAGAUUCAAGACAAAAGCUUUAAUAAUAUAAAUAUUUCGUGCCAUGAUGGGUUCACCGAGGUCCUGUGACACUUUUGUGGUUCUACCACCGCUCACGAAAGACAAUCAAGUAAUCUUUGGAAAAAAUUCGGACCGUCCACAGAACGAAGUCCAAGAAGUCAUUUAUGUUAAAGACCGAAUCCGCAAUUCAAAACUAAAGUGUACUUACAUUACAAUUGAUGAAAGUUCCGAGCCAUUAAAUAGUGUAAUACUAAGUAAGCCUGCAUGGAUGUGGGGUGCUGAGAUGGGUGCAAAUGAUAAAAAUGUUGUUAUUGGUAAUGAGGCUGUUUGGACGAGCAACAAUGAAGGUGAAGGUGAUGCCAGACAGAAGAGAUUGUUAGGAAUGGAUUUAGUAAGGUUGGGUCUUGAAAGGGGUAAUUCCGCUGAGGGUGCAUUGAACGUAAUUACCAAUCUUCUAGAGAAACAUGGCCAAGGUGGGCCAUGUUCGGAGUUCGACGACAGUCACUUCUAUCACAAUUCCUUCCUUAUUGCCGAUGCCAAGGAGGCAUGGGUAUUGGAAACCAGCGGCAAACUGUGGGCGGCAGAAAAGAUUACUUCCGGCUACAGAAAUAUAUCUAAUGGAUUGACAAUUAUGACUAAAUUUGAUAAACAUUCAAGAGGAUUGUUUGUUAAAGCCGAAGCAACUGGUUUUUGGAAUGGUCAAGGACAAUUUGACUUUAUGAAGUGUUUCUCAUCGGGUGGGGAUGAGAAGAGACAGAAGGAGGGGGAGAGACUACUGCGGGAGGGGACUGCAGCGAGUUGCUUUGGCGUCAAGGACAUGUUCAAUGUGCUGCGGCACAAGGAAAGCUGCAUCUGUCGUGGCUGCGAAGACACAUUCCCAACACAGGGCAGUCAGGUGUCAGCACUGUCUGCCAACGGGCUGAGCGUUCAUUGGUUCACGGCGACACCGGACCCCAGCAUCUCUUAUUUCAAGCCGUUCGUCUUCACACCUAAUGCCCAGGUCUCAACUUAUACUGAGAGUCCUAAUGAGCCUAGAAGGGAACAUCAUCUUUACAAGUUGCACGCUAAAUAUCAGGCCAAAGAAAACAGUGAGAUGAUAACAAAGAUACUACGUGAAAUGGAGGACAGCUGUUUGUCGGAAAUUGAAGAGUUUUUAAGUAAUUUUGACCCGGAGAAUACCUCGUUAGAGGAAUUAGACAAUUUAAUGAAGGACUGCGUUGACACUGAAGUCAAACUGUAUGGGUAAACAUUUUAAUUCUUUAAAAUAGGACGCGAAUCUUAAUUCAACUAUGAAUUUUCACUGACGGAAUGCAAUUUAGUAAUCCUUGUAUAAUCUGUAAUUCACUUCGAAAAAGUAAGAGAUGGCAACAUUUUUCAAUACAAAUUGAAUUUCACGAUAAACAGUAAUAACUAUUUUU